CCUAAAAUUCGAUUAAUCUUGCAUCAUGUGAAGUUUUUUUUUUCUUUUUCGGAUCUCUUAUUGAAAGCAAGUAGAACUAAUCCGAGUCAUUACAAAGAGGCAAUGUUGCUUGGACUCUUUGGAAAUGCCGACAGGAGCAUGUCAGUAGUGCAUUUUUUAAGGAUACGACAUGGGUGCGAUAACAUUUUUGGAGAGUUCAAGCAACGUAGCAAAGAGGAACUAAACGCAAUGUUUGACUCCAACUUAAGUUACUGUGAACUUGAUUAUAAACACCGGGGUAGGGGGUGCGUCAAAGAGCAUGACGUUAUGCCCGUUAGUUGUAGUUGCAUCACAGUUCCUCCCAAAGCUUGCUAAGGGUAUCCGGCACAACAUUGUAUGGCGAAGUUCCGGUAGGCCCAUUGCUUCCAGGUUGAACCUGCAAUCAAAUCCUUACAUUGUAUGUUGUGUAUUUCCUGUUUUUUUCUUGAACUCCAUGUUUAAUAUUUAAUGUUAUGGUGUAGAUAGAGGAAGAAAGAGAAUUUCCCACCCUUUUUUCUGGUUAUAUUUUAAGAAAAAGUCAACCUUAUACUUUGGUAGUAGGAUGCCAUAACUUAGGGGUAUCAUGCCUUUUUAUUGGGUAAACAUGAAGGCAUUAUGCAAAGACAAGUCUUAGUACUGACAGGUCUUUAUUUGGACUUUGCUAUCAUCUUAGUGGCUAACCAUGAAGCAAAUACAAAAAUAUUAAGAAGGAUGUCACAAUUGCAGUAUAAAACCCAGAGAUCCUUUCUCAACUAUGCAACACAAGUCUUAGUUCUAUCCUUUUUUUCCUCCAAAACUCAAAAUGAGAAGCUCUUGGAAUUUGGGGCAAUGGCCUCUACUUGCAUUUGCUUUGGCAAUUUGUUUUGUAGCUAGCACUGUUGUUGCUGAUUACUCUUAUGGCUAUACUUCUCCCUCACCUUCUUACAACUCUAAGAAGUACUACAAAUCACCAUCGCCAUCCAAUUAUCAUGUACCCAGUCCAUACUACAAGAAACCGGAGAAACAUGCUGAACAUUCUCCAUCACACUAUUACAAGUCACCGGUGCCUUCCAAGCAUGACUAUUACAAAUCACCUUCUCCUUCAAAGCACUACUACAAAUCGCCAGUAGCAGUGAAGUAUUACAAAUCACCGGCCCCAUCAAAGCACUAUUACUACAAAUCACCAUCCCCUGCAAAGUACUACAAAUCUCCAUCACCUGCAAAAUACUACAAGUCGCCUGCUCCAUCAAAGCACUAUUACUACAAGUCACCAUCCCCUGCAAAGUACUACAAGUCUCCAUCGCCUGCAAAAUACUACAAGUCGCCUGCUCCAUCAAAGCACUAUUACUACAAAUCACCAUCCCCUGCAAAGUACUACAAAUCUCCAUCGCCUACAAAAUACUACAAGUCACCUGCUCCAUCAAAGAACUAUUACUACAAGUCACCAUCCCCAUCAAAAUAUUACAAAUCACCCACUCCUUCUAAAUACUAUAAAUCGCCGCCACCACCAAAAUAUUACAAGUCACCCGUUUACUACAAGUCUCCUCCACCACCACCAACUUAUUAUGAGAAAUCACCUUCUUACUACAAGUCCCCUCCCCCUCCACCAUACUACAAAGAAUCUACCGCUUCUUAUAAAUCUCCUCCACCUCCCCCAUACUACAAAGAAUCUACCCCUUCUUAUAAAUCCCCUCCUCCUCCACCAUACUACAAAGAAUCUACGCCUUCUUAUAAAUCCCCUCCUCCACCAUACUACAAAGAAUCUACCCCUUCUUAUAAAUCACCUCCACCUCCCCCAUACUACAAAGAAUCUACCCCUUCUUAUAAAUCCCCUCCCCCAUACUACAAAGAAUCUACGCCUUCCUAUAUAUCUCCUCCCCCUCCACCAUACUACAAAGAAUCUACCCCUUCCUAUAAAUCCCCUCCCCCUCCACCAUACUACAAAGAAUCUACCGCUUCUUAUAAAUCUCCUCCACCUCCCCCAUACUACAAAGAAUCUACACCUUCGUAUAAAUCUCCUCCACCUCCACCAAAAUACUACGAGAAAUCACCUGCAGCCUAUGCUUCACCUCCACCCCCACCAACAUACUAUUAAUAGUUACUAAUUCUAUCAUUUCCACCAUUUCCAUGAAUUCUAACUUCUACUUCCAGUAUCUCUAUUUCCUCAGCCAAAAUUUUAUGUAUGCUUCAAGAAGGUUUUGCUUGUUUUGUGUGUUCCUUUCUUUUAAUAAUUUGUAAUAUGCAUUGUUUGAGAUCCUCAAGAUCUCCCUCAGUUUGGUUCAUUUGUAUCAAGAUUCUUUUUGGUGUAAUCUCUUGAGAGUUCCACUUUAUGUAAUACUAUUUUCUUCUUUAUCAAAUACUGUUUGCUCUUAUUGGUUGAGUUCUUUCAAUGUUCAAUAAGCAUUC
Molecule: messenger RNA, 2403 nt
Organism: Solanum dulcamara
Lineage: Eukaryota; Viridiplantae; Streptophyta; Magnoliopsida; Solanales; Solanaceae
Product: extensin-2-like
Exons: 1
Coding region: 821-2092 (423 amino acids)
Source: RefSeq, a predicted model, not a curated record